AUUAUCAAUUUUUAAUUACAAAUUAGGAGUAAUUAAAUUGGCCGUUGCACCGUUGCGUUGUCAUGGUUUGGUCUUAAAAUUAUUUUCAUUAUUCAAUUUUGUGCAUUUCAAUUUGUUUUUUAAUCAGGAAAUGAUCUGAUAAAUCUACACUUGGUGUUUGUUUGCAAAUAAAAUUGAUGAGGUUCGUCAAGAAGCCCCAAGUCUAGUAGCUUAUCUGAAGGAAAUUUAUUCGUUGAUUAUUCCAACGAAUCGUUCAACUUAUACCGGUGACUGGAGUACUUUUUUGAUACAUUCCUGAGAAUUUUCAUCCAAAAGUACAACUAUGAAUAAAAAUACAGAAUUGAGGCAGCGAACUCGUCGUGCCAAGAUAACCGAGAUGGUUCGAAACUUGGAUUCAUUUCCCAAAAUGCCUCCAGAUUACAAGCAAUAUACUGGCGUCGGUGGCAUAAUGACUCUCUUCAUGUAUUUCUUCAUGCUAUGGUUGAUUCUAUCGGAAAUAACUUACUAUUUUGAUGUCAGAAUCCUUAAUAAGUUCGUACCCGACGUGGAAUUUAAUGAAAAAUUAAAAAUCAACGUUGACAUGACUAUUGCUAUGCCAUGUCGAGAAAUCGGAGCCGAUAUUGUCGACGUCACUAAUCAAGAAUCUUUAGAAUUUGGAACAUUUCAUCUCGAAGACACUUGGUUUGAAAUGUGUCCUGAGCAAAAAAUGUAUUUCGAAGAUAUGAAUAGAUUUAAUACCUACUUUAAAGAGAAAUAUCAUUCAUUGCGGCAUAUACUAUGGAGAGCUGGUUAUUUUUCAAAUUUUAAAAACGUACCCAGAUCUACAACUCCUGAUUAUCCCCAUGAUGCCUGUCGUGUUUAUGGAGAAUUAGAGUUGAAUAAGGUUGCUGGAAACUUUCAUAUCACUUUAGGAAAAUCUUUAUCAGUUCCUGGCGGACAUAUCCAUUUACAGCAAUUUUUCCCUGUUUAUUUUGCCAAUUUUUCUCAUCGAAUUGAUAGACUGUCUUUUGGUAAUUCUGGACCAGGAAUAUUACAUCCUUUAGAUAGUACCAUGAAGAUAACCAAUGACACGAAGCAAGUGUAUAAAUAUUUUAUUGAAGUAAUAUCUACCGAUAUUAAUACGAAUGCGGCCAAAGUAAAGACAUAUCAGUAUUCUGUUAAAGAGUUAUCGAAAUUGACCGACGGAGGAGGAGAUUCUCAUGAAAUGUCUGGUAUAUUUUUCAAAUACGAUACAAAUCCUUUAAAAAUUGUAAUAAAAGAAGAAAAGUACACAUUAUUACAAUUAAUUUUAAGAAUAUGUGGUUGUGCUGGAGGACUUUACAUCGUUGCAGGUCUCAUGACGAAUGUUUUUGAAGCUUUUGUAUCUCGUCGAUACGGGCAAACUGCUCAUGUUUCCGGUAAAUUCGUCUCUCCGACAAAAGUUAAUGAAAGUAAUCGUGAUAUUUAACUGUUUCCGUUACACCCAGUGAGUAUUCCAUUCCAUGUAUGUAUUCUUUUACGAAACUUUUUUGUACGUUAUUUUAUUCUUCCGUGUGGCUGUGAUGUAUAGUUAAUAAAAAACUUGUUCCUGUUGCGUUUUA
Planococcus citri (citrus mealybug) is the source of this 1580-nucleotide messenger RNA. Its product is annotated as endoplasmic reticulum-Golgi intermediate compartment protein 2. Gene Ontology annotation, cellular component: membrane; COPII-coated ER to Golgi transport vesicle; endoplasmic reticulum. The transcript is spliced from 8 exons. The coding region runs from base 323 to 1447 and encodes 374 amino acids. The record is from RefSeq and is a predicted model, not a curated record. Lineage: Eukaryota; Metazoa; Arthropoda; Insecta; Hemiptera; Pseudococcidae. Gene Ontology annotation, biological process: retrograde vesicle-mediated transport, Golgi to endoplasmic reticulum; endoplasmic reticulum to Golgi vesicle-mediated transport.